AGCCAGGCAGAUCAAGACGCAGAAGAUUGAGCGGCUGAGUGAGCAUGCGUCAAAAAGUGCAUCGAGAUUUCUAGCCCCGCCAUCCAUCCAGUCCGGUCCCCGCCCAAUUAGUGGGCCCAUCCAUCCUCUGGCCCUCCCAGCUCAUUUUCGCCCAAUCGAUUGAGACGACCCAAUACUCCAUCCCAGGCGUCUGGAGCUGGUUUCUCGGUUCUGCAACCGCCCUCAACCCGCCCUUAUCUGAUCUGGGUGGUCGAUUGCCUGCCUGGUGAGUGGGUGGGUCAACUUGUCCUUCGUGACUCAAACCGAGGCCGGAUUCGACGCUGAUGAGGCCCAUCAAGUAUGAUGGUGGGACCCCAUGGCAUGCCGUGUGGCAGCAUUGCCGACCCGAAUGCCGUCAACCCGUAAUGAGUGUACCAUUCGUGACCCGCUUAAUUAAGGUUUCAAUCUGACCAGCCUUGAUUGAAACCCAACUAUCCUCGGCCAUCGACCCCGACCACCUUACUUAGGAUAAAAGGCCUCGUGCCCGCGAUUUACUCUUUGAAAGAGCCCCUCUUGGACGAGCGGUGUCAUGAACCCACCGACUCUGACUUCUAAUGCCCUCCCCUAUUCGUUACUAUUUGCGGUGCCGACCCGGUCUACCCGUUGCCAAUCGUAAUGGGCAAUUGCUUGGGUUUGAACCGCGAUCUGGAGGCUCUGGGUGGGCAUGAAGCGCACCCCAGCGAACCUGUGGGCUCCCGACGGGGUUCCACCUUCAGUGAUUCCACCUCCUCGGCCAUUCACACGCACAAGAAUCGCCCUCUGCGACACGAAAAGAUCCGCUGGAAGUCGGAUAUCCCGCUCACCGACGGUCAACUCAAAUCCAAGCGGGACGAGUUUUGGGACACGGCGCCGGCUUUCGACGGCAAACCCGAGAUUUGGAACGCCCUCAAGGCCGCUGCUGAAGCCAUCGAAGGUCCGAGCGAGGAUUUCGACUUGGCGCAAGCCAUCCUGGAUGGCGCGGGGAUCUCGUUGCCCCAUGGGUCGUUGGUCGAGAGCUACGACGAAUUGGGCACGCGCUACGUCAUACCCGUGUAUUGUCUGUCCUAUCCGAUAGACUCGAAAAUCGGCGAAUCCGCCCGUCAACGCUGGUUCUACGGCGGGCGGCCGCUCAGUGACAAAACGCGGGUCGGGGAAGCGCGGGUCCCACCCGGACACGUCAUCCAGUGCAUUGUGAGUGAUUUGACCUUCGACGUCAUCCCCAGUGGCAAAGGUUCGUCCAAGGAUGGACGGAAAAAGUCCAAGAAGGCCGAUUGACUCACCGGAGAAUCUCUCUCUAGUUACCCAUUUAUUCCGCGAAAAAUUCAUACUGACCUCUUCAUACGAACCUAACCUUUGUCGUCGCGUCUUGGGAGAUGCUCCUAGGUUUUCGAACAUUUCAGUCAUAUCCGAGUCAUAACCUCACCGAUGAAUAGUCCAAGGCUGUCUGGGAAAAUGCCUGGCCCCGCCCCUCCAAGAGGGCCUCAUUGACUUUGAAUCGAUGCAUUGCAGGCAGGAGGGCGGUGGGCUGGUCGUUUUGGUUGACUUGCCCCCUGUUUCUCUGUGAAACUCUUAAUUGUCAGAUUGCUGCCGUUGAGUUCGACUUUGCCAUAUUUAUAUAAAUUGUUUGCGUUUCCGCGCCUCUGAAGGAGGACUCUCUCUCUAGCUGUAUUGAAUUAAAUACUCAAAUCUAUAA
Tigriopus californicus is the source of this 1711-nucleotide messenger RNA. Its product is annotated as ubiquitin domain-containing protein 1-like. The transcript has a single exon. The record is from RefSeq and is a predicted model, not a curated record. Bases 655 to 1293 code for a protein of 212 amino acids. Lineage: Eukaryota; Metazoa; Arthropoda; Copepoda; Harpacticoida; Harpacticidae.